Molecule: messenger RNA, 15974 nt
Organism: Xyrichtys novacula (pearly razorfish)
Lineage: Eukaryota; Metazoa; Chordata; Actinopteri; Labriformes; Labridae
Source: the annotation of a GenBank genome assembly
AACAGCCACUGAUAUUGACUGCUGUAAAAACAUAUUGGAUUCAUAUUUUUCCAGAUUUUUUUCAUAUAUCUCUUAAUUAACUUCUGCUCUAUUCAGAACUAGUAAAUGUUUCAUUAAUACAUCCAGAUUUUAACCCUUUAAGGACCCAUUUAAAACAUAAAGUUACUAAUAUUGGGAAAGAAAUGGGAGGAAAAUGACUGAUUUUUAUUAGGGUAGUAGAGAUCACUAACAGUGCGAUCACCCUGUCCUUGACCAAGUGGUUUCUUCUGAAACCCGAUCCGUUAUGAGUCCUCUGCACAUGCAUGAUGCUUUCGGAUUAGGUCAUGUAUGCACUGAUCUCUGCCACACUGCUCAGGUGUGUUCAAGGGCACAGGGGCUAGCUCCCCCUGUAGCCGUCAACCCCCCUUGCUAGGAAACCGAUAAGAAAGCCUCGAAAUGAACAGACCACCCAAUGCCGACCUCCACACAGACCCCGACUACGCCUUAGUGAAAAUAAACUGGAAAUCCUUGAAGUGAACAUCCGAGGACUAUGCACCAAUAUUGGGGAUCUCUCCAAUCUCUGCUCUGAGAAGAAGCCUUCUGUUGUCAUCUUAGUAGAGACUUUCCUGGACUCAACCAUUCCAGAUGGGGCGGACGAGAUACAGAUUCCCGGCUACUCACUCAGCUGUCGCAGAGAUCGCAGCGGAGGCACCGGCGGCACCGGCGGCGGUAUAGCAGUCUACUGUCUAGAAGGUGUCUCCAUCUACCACAACCCAUCCAAAGACCCUGACGAUUUCGAGCUCAUGUGGUUCACUGUUGCACUGAAGACCAGGACGCUGCUGAUAGGAGCUGUUUAUCGCCCGCCAAGCGCCUCCAACGAUGUCUUGGACUACCUCGACAGUAACACCCUCUCAGUGAUGGACGAGUUUGGAGCCCAGUCCGUUAUGCUCAUCGGCGACUUCAAUGUACAUCACAAGGAGUGGCUGGGGAGCAAUGUUACGGAUGCUGCUGGACGACGUGCCUUGCAACUUGCCAACUGCCUGGGACUGGAACAGAUCGUCACUGAACCAACUAGACACAACAACAUUCUAGAUUUGGUUCUAUCAGACACUCCAGCAACCACAACAACCUUGGCAAAUGUAGGCUCCUCGGACCACAAUCCCAUACAUAUACAGCUGACAAUACCAGUCUUCAGAGAUAAGCCAUACAGGAGAAGAAUAUGGAGAUACGACAAGGCGCAGUUCUGGGAAAUGAGAGGGUACCUAACUUCCAUAAACUGGUCCAAUGUCUUCAAGGAGGAAGAUCCCGAAACAAUCUGCACCAAUCUCACCAACUUACUGCAAGAUGCCAUGGCCACAUUCAUACCAAACAAGAUCAUAACCAGAAAACCUGGAGAUAAAGCUUGGUUUGACGAUCAGUGCAGAAGGGCAGCCACAAAAAAGCGCCGACUCUAUCGCAAGAUGCAGGCAUCAAACAACCUGACUGUGAAACAGAAGUUUCUUGAAGCAAGAGCAGCGUUCAAUCAAACUGAAAAGCGAGCAAAGAGACAAUAUAACAACAAAUUGAAAAAAGACCUAUCAGACAAAUCGCUCAGCUCUAAGAAGUGGUGGGGAAUUGUGAAUUCACUUUCAGGGAGAAGUGGCUCCACAGACAUCCCAGUCAUCAAACACCAGGGCAUCCCCCACAUAACAGCAAGUGAAAAGGCCAAUAUCUUCUGCCAGACUUUUGCGGACAAGUUUACUUUGCCCGGGGCAUCUGCACUACCUCAACUCCAGUGCCCAUUACCAUCCUCUUUUUUCAGCGAAGUCAACUUCAGACCCAAAGAUGUCAGGAACAUCCUUCGCAAAUUGGACCCAGGAAAGGCCACAGGGCCUGAUGAAAUCCCAACAAGGGUCUUGAAAGAGUGCGCCGCAGAACUGGCCAGUCCCCUCUGUCGUCUCUUUCAACUCCUCUUUUCCCGUGGCUUGUUCCCUGACCAAUGGAAAACUGCAAGAGUAAUCCCAAUUCACAAAAGGGACUCUAAAUCGGAUCCAUCCAAGUACCGUCCCAUAUCCCUGCUCUCUGUCAUCAGCAAAGUGAUGGAAUCCUCUGUUCACAAACAGCUACAGGGAUUUCUCCCCCGUCAUGACCUUAUCUCGAAUAAACAAUAUGGUUUCAGACCUAACCACAGCACAGCCGACCUCCUUACAGUUUUGUCCCAGACAUGGAACAACAUCCUCGACAAAGGUGGAGAAGUAUAUGCUGUCGCACUAGACAUCAAGGGCAUGUUCGACCAGGUCUGGCACAAUGGCCUUUGUGCAAAGCUAUCAUCAAAGGGCGUAACCGGAAGAUUGCACGUCUGGCUACAGAACUACCUUCAAGGAAGAUCCAUCAAAGUUGUGCUUUCUGGUCAGUCUUCUUUACCACAUCCCAUCAACGCAUCUGUAUCUCCGGGAUCGAUUCUGGGCCCACUGUUAUUUUCCAUCUUCAUUGAUGAUGUUGUGGAACAGUGUGAGAACAACAUUUUCCUGUAUGCAGACAGCUCUACCAUCGUCGCACCAGUAACAUCGUCAAAUGCGCCAGAGGUGGCUGCGUCCCUGAACAAAGACUUGGAAAACCUCCGGAAGUGGGCCGAUGCCUGGAAGGUCACUUUUGAGCCCAGCAAGUGCAAGGCGAUAAUCCUGUCCAGAAAGAGGAAUCCCUCUCGACCUGACCUGUUCUUUGGGACCACCAAGAUUACACUUAGUGAGCAGAUGGAGGUGUUUGGUCUUUCUAUAGACAGCAAGCUCACAUGGACCAGCCAUUUGUCCAACAUCUGCAGACGUGCUGGACAACAUCUUGGUGCACUGCGUAAGCUGGCCAACAAGCUUGAUGCCAAGGGCAGGGCCAACAUUUAUAAGACCCAGGUCAGGAGCAUCAUGGAGUACUCCUGCCUGGCCUGGAUGAACGCUUCUCCGACCACUCUUAGGCAGCUAGACCUCAUCCAGAAGAAGGCUCUAAAAAUCAUCGGGGUGGAUGAGGACCUUGCCCUUCAGCAGUACGCCAUCAGCAAGCUGGGUCACCGGCGAACAGUUGCAGCAACAACCGUUCUUUAUAAAAUGCACACCCCCAACUGUCCAAUGGACCUCAAAGCUCUGCUACCCCAAGCCCACACCGUGGGAAGAAUCACCCGGAGAGUACUGCCAAGUCACGCCCUGAAAGUCCCCAAGUUAAAAACCAAUUGCCUUGACAGGAGCUUUCUCCACUCUGCUAUAACAACUUGGAAUAGCCUUCCCCCUGCAGUUGUUGGAGAUAUUACAUCUACUGGUGUUCACGCCUUCAAGAAGAGGCUGAACAAAUACCUCCUCAGUAUAUGACUGUUAUCCCUCACAAAGCUUCAUGGGCUUUUAUCCAUAAACAUUUAUUAUUUAUUUACUUUACCCCAGUCUGAGUAGCUGCAGAUCAUUGAUAGGCUCUUUGAAUUUCUCUCAAAGCCUGUAUCUGUUUAAGCCAAAUAAAAAAAAAAAAAAAGAUUCAUUUUCUACCAUAUCAGUGACAUUAUGUUUUGAAUGGACCCUCAGAGGGUUAAAAGCAUAUUUUUAGACGAAACAUUGUUUACUAGUUCUGAUCAAAGCAAAAGUUAAUUAAGAGAUAUAUGAAAAAAAUUGGAAAAAAAAUAUUAACCCAAUAUGUUUUUACAGCAGUCAAAGUUAGUGGCUGUUUUUAGCCACUGAGCGUUAACAACGGAUGAAAAUUUGCCCAGCGCGUAUUUUUGACCUGGUGAAAAUUCUGAAGUCAUCUGCUCAAAGUGUCCAUCAAUAUAAGCCUCUGCACAAAAAAUCAUCCCAUUUGCUGCAGUAAAAAAAAAGUUACGUGGAAAUUAGUGGCUAAAUUUUGCCCCUAGUGGCUGAUUUUAGCCACAGCAUUACACAAUCUAAUGUACAGUAAAUCUAGAUGUAAAUGUUAGGAAAUUUGCCUCUUUUAAUUUUUUUUUGUGAAUAAUUACUAAAUUCUGUAUAUCUUACAUGAAAAUUACAGCGAGCAGCAGGUAUAGCUACAGAUGAACUGGGUUCCAACAGAGAGCCUGCAAGAACGUUUGCUUCUUCUGACAAGAAGCCUCCAGUGGCAUUUGAGCACACAUCAAAUUCAUGAUAUUCAUCACCUUUGUCAGUUUGUGUGGUUUAACAUCUUAACAGAAAUUUUCAGCUUUGUAUAAGCUUCAAAUGCCCCAAACGGUAAAACAUCAUUCUGUUGUUCUUUUUACAUUAAUGUGCUCUAAGUGAGGAAUAAUGUGCUUAUACAUAAGCUUUCUAAACCUGCAUAACAGGUCAGAAAUGUCAGGUUGAGGGGAUACGAUCAUGAAUUAGUACAAACUCUUGUAAAGUUUUAUUUCAAUGUAAACUAUUUGGGUCUGAUUAAAAAAGUUUUUUUCCCCCUCCUUGAAUACUUUCACUAUUUGUAAUGCAAGAAUUAAAUGGUGUGCAUUUAAAUUAUUAACAUGAACACCUGAAGAAUUCAAAAGAUUAUGGUCAGUGUACUGUGUGGCAGAGUUACAGCUGUGCUACAUUGUUGCUGUCUGAAAUGAACAAUAGUUUCAACAUAUCAGUGAAAAUUUCAGCCUAAACACAAAACCCUUUUAGUACUUUAUCUAAAAAGUCCUGAAUGCAAUAAUCCAUUUUAUACUUAAAAGAUUUAACAUUUUUUUCUCCAAAGGAAGCAACAGAAUGACUUCAAGUUGUACUUUCCAUUAUCUGACCACAAGAUGGAGCCAAAUUUAAUUCUAGAUUAAAAAUCUUUUUCACUUGAGUCAUUGCAAGUGACGUGAUGAAGGUUUCAGACGGAAGAGAAAGUAGCCUUUAUAGUUUUUGGCCUUUUUUUUCUUUUUAGAUAAUUUGAAUAAUAAAACAUCAAAACCAAAUUAAAAGACAGAUAAAAGGCACCUAAGAAAAAAAACAUAAAAAUAGAACAAAACCUUAAAUAUUUUGCAUGCAAUCAAAGCUCCUCAUAAGUGGACUUUGUCUGCUUCUUCCCCCAGAUAAUUUUACAGCUAAGAGAUAAACUGACUGAGUUUUUCACUAAUUUGACACAGGGAAUAUUUGCGCUGAAUGUCAUACUAGUGUUUCUGUAUGACCUACAGGUGCAAACCAGACCAUCAGUGAAAGAUUCUUUUAUGUAAAUGCUGCUUUAGGGCAGGAGUUAAAAAAGAGAUGGAAUAGCCCCCCUGCCCACGCAGCCUGUUUUUCUUUUCCUACAGCAAAGAUUCACAGUGAGUGAAAAGUUUAAGAGACUCUAAAACAUUGUCUUGAUGCAUGCUCAAGACAGGAUGUCAAACUCAAAGCUCCUCACAGGAGCUGAAACAUCAGUUGAAUUUGAUAUGAACGCAGAAAGAUACUCUUACAGGUUAGAAUACUCCUUGUCUCUUGAGGCUCAGAUUUUUAAUGACUGUCCAACAUAACGGAGUGGGAGCACCUGAUAGAAACAAUACAGUUCAUAUUUUCCAGCUGAAAUCUUCCUUUUGUUUAUUCAAAACAUUUCUUAUUGUUUCUUGGUAGAGAAAUGUUUUAGAAACCGUCUAAACCUGACUGAAAAGUACAUAAAAGCUUUUUUCCUCCCACUUGUUUUUAGCUCCAUUUUCGGCAAUUCCAGUCAUCACUGCACAGGUGCAUGAAAUUGUAAUUUGAUGAAAGUGUUCGGAGACUUAUUUUCUGUUUUACUGUUUCAGGUGUGUACAGCAGUGGGUCUAAAUCAUUUCCUGGAAAACCGCUGAUUAUAUAAUAAUGUGUGUUUGCUUUCACUUUGAAGUAGCUCAUGAUGGGCGCAGUAUGUUCAGAGUGUCUGUUUGUUGAAAGACCUCUUUUUCAAGGUGCAACCGAUUUCGUAUCAGAGCUGAAUUUGAUCCAAAGUCCAGUCACUUUGACUUGUGUGUGUUUGCUUACAAAUAUGAGUAAAUCUCCUUAUCUGUCAAUGUGCUAAAUCAGUGUGAUUAAUACAUUUGAAAAGGCAGCAAUAACAGUAUUUUUUUCAGGCACAGUCACAGUGCCAGAGUUUAGAUUUAUGGAUAUUAUUUCUGGUGGGCUGAAAAGGUUAAUUCCCCAAAGUCAGUUCAAAGUUACAGCAUGUUAUAACACCUCAGUCCUAUGGGGGGCCUCAAGUUAAAUGGAAAAAGCUCUUCUUUUUGCUGCCAUGGUCCUCCUGGGAGUCAAACAGCAGUGCUAAAUAUUGUACUUUCUCUGUUUUUGAUAUCAUUAUUUAUUAAGCAGAGCCGGUGCUGGAACAAUCGUCUGGUCCUGUCACAGAACAGGAUAGAAACAAAGUUCAAAGUAAAAGAGUCCAAGACUCAGUCAGCAGAGACUGAUCCGUCUCUACUAGCAGACUCCUCAUCGCUAGAACUGGACUCAGUGAUUUUGUGUUGCAGCAUUUUAAACCUUGAACCCUUGACUUUCAUGAAACAUGGCUCCUCUGAUAACUUCCUAAUAUAAUUCAAACCAUGUAUAGACCAGAAUAAAGUGUGACCCUACGCCUGGCUGAAUAUAACUGUAAAAUAGAUGAAAUCACAUCCAGACAUUACCAUCAGACUGUCUUAGAAACAGGAUCUAAUUCUUAUUUCAAAAAAAUAUAAAGAACCUUUGCCUGCUGUUCUCACAGCUUCUAUUACAAUCAAUUUCUCUGCAAAAAUUCAAAAUUUAGCCAAUUGUUUGUGUCUUAUUUGAACUAAAAUAUAUGCCAUUACACUUAAUAAAAACAUUUACCAUGCAAAUCAGGAAUAAACCUCUGAAUUCCAUGUAAUGAGUGAAGAUACUUGCCAGUUUGUUUGGGAGAAUCUAGCUGUUGAGUUUUUACAAAUAGGAAUAAAACUUAAUGCAACCUUUUGAUUGAAACUCUAUCUAAAACUUUUAGUUAAAUGUGGCUUGGAUUAAAGUGAAAGAGAUCACAAUACUUUACGAGUGUUUGCAGUUUAAAUCUUUCUCUCUUUAUCUUUGGCGUGUAACAUUUAAGUUAAGUUAAGUUAAGUUAAGUUAAGUUAAGUUAAGUUAAGUUAAGUUAAGUUAAGUUAAGUUAAGUUAAGUUAAGUUAAGUUAAGUUAAGUUAAGUUGAUGAGAUGAGAUGAGAUGAGAUGAGAUGAGAUGAGAUGAGAUGAGAUGAGAUGAGAUGACAUGACAUGACAUGACAUGACAUGACAUGACAUGACAUGACAUGACAUGACAUGACAUGACAUGACAUGACAUGACAUGACAUGACAUGACAUAUUCCUUUAUUAGACCCACAGGGGGGAAAUUCCCAUUUCAGUUCAACCCAUCCAGGAAACAAAAAAAUGACGGACACAUGGCUGGACAGUAACAAGACAACUGUUGGGUCGCCACAAGAGCGGUGCCCCGUUUUCUUCAAUUAAAAAAAGGAGAAGAGAAGGGAGGAAGAGGGAAAAAAGGCAACUCCAAACUAGACUCCUGUUGGGGGGGCACAGUGUGGAGUUCGCGGGGGUCGCAGGAUAGUCAAACAGCACCGUCUACAGUGUGUUAGUCUCUCAGUAAAUGCCAGAGCAUGUAUUGCAGACAUCAGCAGUUGUAAUUUCUACUUUAAAAAGAUACUUUGGUCAUCCAGUCAGCCAGCUUUAAUGUUAUUAUAGCUAUAGCUAAUGUUAUAAUGUUAUGGCGUACUUACCCUGCACCUGGAGAACAACCAACCCUGCUAUCAUUCACGAUCCUGCUGCUAAAAUAACCCAAUCUACACUCAGGUUUAAAAUGGAACUUAACUGUCAUUGAAUUUGAAGGUUAUUUUCUUUCUCAAAUUGGUUUAUUUUCUGUAAAUGAGAUAACAAAACACUCUUCUUUGGCUUUCUUCUCUCUUACAUAGCAGUCAUAUGUGGAUUCAUGGCCUAAAUCCAAGACCCUGUAACUCCAAGAACUGAUAUGCACAUGGACAGCUGUGGACAUCAUGGGUGGAUACUUGAAAGAGAGCACACACUGUUCCUGACCUGAAAGUUUAGCAACUUGAGCCAAAGAGGAUCCCAUGAGAGAGAUCAUUCCUGACCAGACCUCCACAGCAAAGUUUAUCUUCACAACAGAUCAUGACACCCUAGUGGAGAUAUUUGGAACAGGUAUGGAUGGUGUUAUUUUCCAGACGGGGUGGAUGGCUCCCUGCUGUGUCAGCUUUUUUUGUCUUAAAGAUACCUCUGUGCUGGAAACAGACUGCAAGCAGACUGUAUAAGAGUGUGAGUCACAGAGAAACCUGCCAUCUCAAUAUGAGACAGGUCUUCAAUUAGAGUAUUAAUAACAGGAGGCUACGGAGGAAUAUACAAAAAAAAAAGGUUUUAGCAUGCAUUUGAUUUAUUUGUGGUUUCUGAGCUGACAUUUAUACCAGCUCAUAUGAGGAAUGAAACCCUGAAAUAAUGCUAAGUCAGUAGCAAAAGCACAGAUAGAGAGGUGGAGCAGGCUGCUGCAUCAGGAUGGAGAACCAACUCGAAAACAUCCAGAAGACUUUGACACAAGUUAAAAUUUGGGAAAUGUGUACCCCUCCAAAGAAAACAGUCCCUCAGCUGUGAAUCUGAAUUGAAGUUCCUCAUGUGACACCUGUCCCACUGCUUAGAGUCCUGUGUUGAACAGCUGAUAUCAUUUGUUUAGCUGUGUUGUUGCUCCACAAUCCGGGAUGAAAGUCAUUGUUUUGGCUGUCAGGCGUCUUUGCUUGUUCUCCGCAUCAACCUCCACCUCUCCCACCACCACCCCCAUCUGCAGCAGCAGCAGCAGCAGCAGCAGCUCUGUGUAAUUACAUCCAACCUGUUCCCCUCUCCUCUACGCUUGAUAUCACUGCUGACAUCCACCAGCAAGGCCCCUCCCCUCCCUCUUCCUUCCUCUCUCUCCCUCUGUGCUUACUGAAGUGCUCUCUCAUAAGCCAGUGUGCAGUCCUGCCUUGUCUUCAGUAGUGUGUUUGUGUGUGUCUGUGUGCAUGUGCGGUGCAGCCGAGCAGACGAAGAAGGAGGGAAAGAGGGGGAGAUGGAGGCAGAGAUGAGAGAAGAGAGGAAGAAAAUGGUGUUGCACAGAUGAAGACUGAGCUGCUACGGGCAGAAAUGGAAAGAAUGGAGGAUGACUGAUUUCUACAGCAGGACAUUUAUUCCUAAAGAAGCUGGCUGAGUCUUCAGGGUAAGUGAGCAACUUGUGUCAACAUAACGCAGCGUACUUUUCUUUAGCAUGUGACAGGAGACCACAUUUAAAGUCUUUGCGUCUUGGUGAAUUUACUCAAACAUCUAGGAGACAUGAAAGAUGUUUUUCUAUUUUUAUUUAGCUAUGAACCAAAAAAAAGAUCUUUUUCAGUGUGACUGGGAGAAGUUUUGGAUUAUUGGAGAUGAAUAAUAACCUCCCUGAUCCCCGAAGAGUAAAAAGCGGAGGCAUAUCUCAAAGAGAAGAUUGCUGGCUGCCACACAGCUUAAUCAAACGUUUUGUGGUUUUAUCAAAUCCACCUGUCACACUCUGUGGGCAGUGGGCUUUACCAUUAAAAAUGUGGGGAUAUGAGAUUCACUGAGGCAGAGGGAUCUGAUGAAAAGAUCAGGCUUAUUGGAGGGAAGUUAUUAAGGGUCAGCGUAGUCAUGCUGUGACUUGCAUCCCAGAUAGUGGUGCGUUUUAAGCAAGGUAUUCUGGCAGAGGAUUUCAACACUCACAGGUAGGUGUGUUUGUGUGUGACAGCAGCGUGAAACAUGGAGAGAGAGAGAGGCACAGAGAUCCAAAAAAAGAUCCAAGGAAGUGAGUAUCAGAUGGUACAACACACAAGCUUUGAACAAGAGUAUUUCUCACAGGAAGCAGCUACUUUCUGCUUCUUAUUUUCAAAUCCAGGGAAUAAAACUUCUGAAUCAGAAACAGCCAAGGAGCUUUGUUUGCUGCAAAAAAAGGCAAGGUAUAAAAAUGUGACAUGAUGCUGAGGAGCUACCUUGAGCUGAUUCAUCAGACAUACAUGCUGCCUCCAGUGUGAAACCUUAAGAGCAUAAAACAGCUUUCAGUUUAUUGUCUUUGGCUCCUCUGACACACACACACACACACACACACACACACACACACACACACACACACACACACACACACACACACACACACACACACACACACACAGAGCAUCUGAAGCAACCUAAGGCAGCUUUCCUCACCUGUCAAACUCAUCACUAACAGUGACUUUUUCUAUGUUAAAUGCAAACAAAGACAGUUGUGGUCAGUAUGUUAAUUUCUUUGUAUUGACCCACAAGCAGCCAUUACAGCUCUAAAAGAUACUAAACAGAACUAUUGAACCUUCUAGCUGCUUGUCUUAUUUGCAUGAAUGGGUCGUAAAAGAGGCAUCCGUACUGGUUUAUACUGUCAGAAAGUAAAGAAAUGCACAAAAAUGUCAAUGUAGUUAAAUGUUAAUUUCCGGAAGGUACAAUACAACAACACAACACAAUACAAAGGGACAUUAAUACCAACGCAAAAGUACAACGUCCCAAACAUACAGGUUUAUUUUGGUCCUAUUAGAUGUUAUUAAAAACAGCAAAUCAACAAUAUUUGAGACGGUAUUUGUUUGAGCUAUUGUGAACUUAUGCAAAGCAGCACAGCAAAAUGCUUUAUACAACACCAUCUACCCUUAAUGGUUAGAAACAACUUCACUAAAGAUAAUGUUAUGAUAAACUUUAUACAACUGUGAAUACAAGGCCUUCUAUUAAAUACACAGACAUAUGUAAAUACUUACCUUUACAGAGUGUAUGUGUAUGUGUAUGUGGGUGGGUGACAUGUAUGUGAUUGUAAGCUACUUGAAGUGGAGCGUGAUUAUGGGUUUAAGCUCAUAUCUCAAUGGCAAGACCUCUACGGUUUUUAAAUAGAUGGUCACAUUUUUUUAUAAAAGACCUUUUAUUUCUUGUUAGGCGAUUAAAAUCAAUAUAAACCUUUGAAUCCAGCAGUUAACAAACAUUGUAACUUAGAGAGUGUUAUAAAUGUCUUUGGAAACUGAAAAAAGAUUACACCUAAUAUGUAUUCUCAGAGGUAUCCACUCACUGUGGUAUGAGGUCAUUGUUUACUACUUACAAUAAGAGUGUUAUUCCGAUGUAGAAUUAUUAGUAUGCUAAUUUCCCGAAUGGGAAAAUAAUGGGAUUGAAUUUUUAAUCUGUUUCCCGGUACUCUGUGUCAUGAUUGGUACAUUGGUUGUCUGUUCUGUGGAUGUUAAUUUGAAGUGUUUUGAAGACAGAUAAGCACAUCGAGCAUGUAGACCUGGAUGGUAAAGUGGGAUGGUGCAUGUGGGACAAAAGGCAUGGCAAGUGUGGGUGCAGAUAAAAGCAUUCAGUGCACCAGUGAUGAAGCUGGAAAUGAAAUGGGAUUCAGAAGAAUCCUUUUCAAGUCUUAUCAGAGAAUGUCUGAGAUAUUGAGUGGGGAAGAAUAACAAUAAUUGACAUUGAUAUUAUCCUUUUGAAGGUAUUGUGUGUUGACAGUCGUGGUAAUCGAGUUGAAAGUUCAGAUCAGCAUCUUCGAGAGGAAAACAGUCUUGUAUGUGACAUGAAGUGUUGUAAGUGUGAAAAAAACAGACGAUGAAAUCUCUUUUUCCACUCAGCCUUAUUGUGAAUGUGUGAAAUUGAACAGAGCCCACCACAGUGGAUAUGAGCGCUUAAAAACACACAGUCUGUUUUUAGCAGUCAAUCCACAGUGACAAAGGGCUUUUUAUCUAGCUAACACAGAUUCAUAUAAAGUGGCCAUAUCACUAUUUUAGUGGUUUGCUUAUGCCCCAUACUGAGGCUGAUUUGACACAACUUUAUUAGCAUUUUGUAUGGUGGGAGCAUGAAAGAAAAAUUGUGUGUAUGCUACCACAUGUGUAUUUUAUUAUUAUAUAAGUAUGUUAAUCAUCAUUUACUGAAAAUCACUUGGUUUGAAUGUUUGCAGAGUCAUAUCUGUGUCUUUUUAAUGAGCAUGGGAAAGGAGAAGUAUGGCCUUGGAGUUGGGACUGAUACUUUUCCGCUGAAGCCAUUCAACUAGAUGAAUGCUAUAAUUUCACUCAAAGGUUGUUUUCCCAACAGUGUGACAUUGAACUGAUAAGCAGGAACCUUAGAAUGAACUAAGCUGUCUUUGUUCUCCCAGUACAGACCACAGCUACAACCUGUACCCUGUUUGGAUAUUGUUGUAAUGUCGUGCCACUUGUGAGAUGAUGUUAGUGGGCGGGGGUGUCUGUUUCUUGACUGCAUAAAGGAUGUGUAAAAAUCUGAAUUCCUCAGUCAGAGGAACCUGCCUUUGUUGUAAACUGCUGACUCCUUGCAAGUAAAAGAUAUCCAAGAAAAAGAAGUCCACUAUCUCUGUCGUUCUUCUCAGCUGGAUGCAAGUCAGAUGCAGUUAAAUUUUUCUGACAUACUACUAAACUAACAUGAGCCGAGAAGCUGCAGCACAAAUUGACCAUUAUAUUAGCUUACUAUGACCUGCCUUAGUGCUUUGGUUUAUUUACUAAUAAAUUAUAAUUAAUCAAAGCACCAAAAUCACCACAAAAAAACAGCAAUUAUCCAGUGAGUUCAGAACUCUUCAAGUCCUAAACUCACUGAAAUAUGGCCAUUGUUUUUAAGAACUCUCAACAAAUUUGUGCUGUCUGCAGGUUUCCAACUCAGAAACCCUCCAAAAAAACUAUCAAAGUCAUCAAAGACAUCUAUGCAACUCUGUUUUAUUUUGGCCACUUUUAAUUUUUCUUUUCUUUGUUCCUCUCUUACAGAUACUGAUGAACAUUCACUGGAAUCGUAGGCAGAUGUUUGUUUGUGUGGCCACGACGAGAUUCAACAUUGACUGAAAAUACUGCAGUACUCAUCAGCACGAUGGAUUGGUGAAAAACAACAACAAAAAAAGAAAAACAGAGCCUUCAGGAGUUAAUGUUCAUCUGUGUAGUGAGAGGUGCAGACCAGCUGUCCUGCUCGUCUAAUCGAAAUGUUCAGCAAAACACGAUACACACGAUGCAGAUGAACCAACACAUGUUAGAGUUUUGUGCUACACGACAUCCACAACAUUUACUAUAUGAUUGGAAUACAGUGAAGUAGGUCUGAUCUUGAUUCUAGAUUCAAGCUUCUACAGCACAAACAGAUCUGACUUUUUUUUUUUUUUCAAAUUACUGAAUCGUAAAGAAAGGCAGUCAUGAUUCCAACUUAAACUCUAGCACUGAAGUUGGCCUGCACUGAGUGCUGCCAUCCAGACUCUUUAUGGAAUCUGAAGAAAGCAUGACAGGACUGUCCACAGCUGCGUUGGUGGCCAUUGCCUGCAACACAUUUGUUGCCAUCCUCCUUCUUCUCCUCUGUCUGAUCCUCUUCCGAGCCUGCAGGGUCCCCUCCAGUCCAGAGAGGCAGCCCGUGCUGGCUCCCAGAGAAGCAGGAACCCAACACAUGAACGAGCACAAGUACCUGUUAACCUCCUGACUGCAGAAGGAUGAGUCAAAUGUAGCAACUCAAUGCACUCCUCCACCAGAGAGCACCGGGGAUUGACUGCAAGCAAUAACUAGGCUUCUCCAUCAUUGCUUCUCCAGUCAGCUGCACAUCCCAUUGCAGAAAUGGCAGCGACUCGCAAAAAUAGCAAGAGUGAAACUAUUUUUGAGCAGCCAUCACUUGUCGCAUCUAGUCCUUGGACUGACAAAGGAUAAGGGAGAAUGUUGGAGAAGAAGAACAAGGCCACAAGGACGGAUGCAGAUAAAGAGAGAGCGAGAGAAUGAAAUGUUCAGUGCAAAAAAAGUGGCUUGUCUGCUGUUGGAGGUUUCUAAAAAUAUCCUCUGAUUUCAAACUCUCACCUGAAAAAAAGAGAAAACCUGUCUAUUGCUGAAAACAGGGACUUGAGCCUGUGUAGAGUGUGUGUGUCAUUGUCCCCCCAUAAACACCAGCGGUCUGUAAGGCACAGUUCUUUCUGAGGGUGUUACGUAAGGACUAGAGAGGCUUAGUUCAGAUUUGUGUCCUCUUCAAUACGACCCUCGCACUGACAUCUGCUUGUGGCUGUCAGUGAUGGUCCACUCUCUCUGCUCUGAAUCACAGGACACUCACACGCAGAGAGAUUUAUCAUAUUCAGUUCUGAGGGUCUCAAAGAGACAUCAAUACAAAUAUGAAUGAUCAAUACUCAAGUAUUUAACCUAUAUAACUGUGCUGCAACUUCAGACUAAACAAGGCAUGUUGUCGAGGAAAAAUGGGGCCUGUAUAUCAAACUGAGCAACAGCUGCCAGGCUUUAGGCUGUUUUCUUAGAAACACUGGAGAGUGAAAUAGGAGAGGCCAGAUCUUUAAAAAAUGUGAACUUCAAUAAUUCAGAUUUUGGGGGACCUUAGUGGAAGCAUCAAAAACAUGCUUUGACAACUUUGUUUGUUAACCACAACAUCCUCCCUCUGGCCCACCACAACAAAGACUAAAACCAAACAGAUUAUCAGAGUGACUGACCUGAAACCAUGUUUGCAUAGCUGUUCAACAGAAAACAGCAGUGGCUCGAUAGAGAGAGUAUUAGAAAAGUUACAUUCAUUAGCUAAUUUUGUCACGUUGAGGAUUUUUGAAGAAGAGAAAAUGAUAGCAAAGGAAAAAUAACAUAUAUUUGUCUCCAAAACAGUCUCAAUGCAUCAGGAUGCAAAGCAAAGACCCACUGAGCAAUAGACGGCGAUUAGACGUCUAAUUUUUUCUAGACCUAAUUUCAACCGUUUAGAUUCUGUAUAUUUUUAGACAGAAUUUAGACGUUGCACUUUAACCCAUUAUUCGAUAAUCGUUUAUUUCAAAAAGCAACUGUUAGUUGCAUAACUGAUCUCCGAGUAUUUAACCAAAAAUAAUUAUGAUAGCUGUUGAGCAAUAUACAGUGCAGUAAAGACAUAGCCCAGAUUUAGUCUAAAGUUGGUUCUAAAUUUAGACGUCUAAAAAAACUUUCAUUUUUAGACCUGUGGUAGCCUGAUUUUAGACCAGUCGUCGAGGCUACAUUUAGAUGUCUGUUACACCUCUUUUAGACCAAAAAAUGCUCAGUGGGGAUAAAAAUGUCUGAUGAGAAAAUCAAGAAAAGAUGAAGUUUUGAAAAGUUGAAAGCCAUUCCUGUUAAACAACUGAAGGAGAAACAUGAAAACAGCAGAGCAGACUUCCCGUUAUUGAAAAGCCCCUGGAGAUCACCUCAUCAAUUACAUGUUAUGAGUUAUUUUACCAUCUGUGGUAGUCACUACUGCAGCUGUUACACUGAAAAUGUGACCUUUGUUUUACUCUGAUCACAAGACCACUCCCCCACCUAACCCAAACAUGAUACAAGCAGCAACACUCUGCAAAAUGCAGCAUCAACAAAACAGCAGAACAAAGCAAAUCUGCACUCUCCUCACUCUCACUGCAGGAAGAAAGUAACUGUUACAACAAUUACACCCAAAAAUCGUUUGUAAUGUAUUGGCUGUAAAAAUUAGGUGAUUCUGCGUCUCUCUCUAACUGCACUUGUGGGGAUGAGGCAAUGAAUCACACUUAAGGGAGUGCUGCAUGUGGCCACUGGCAGAUGUAAAAGGCAGAGGAGCUCUGUGGUGCACACACAGAAAGAGAGAGAGAGAGAGAGAAAAAAGACAGCCCUGAACACUGUGGCAGUAUUUGAUUCCAACAGAGCAUCAAAGCUCUGGGUGGUGCUUUUACUCAAGGACAAGUUCAUUAAGAUAGGAGAAUGUAGAAAAGGGCUAAAUAAAGAUGGACACUGCCAUGACUCAAAGCAAAGUUCUCCCUGUAGAUGGGAUAUUGAAAGGCUCCCAGAUCAUCCCUGGACAGAUGCCCAGGAUGGCGCAUGCCAGCCAAGAUAAGUCAACUGGAUGUGGUCCAUAAAAGCUCCAUCUAUUACGCUUAUUUAUGUCCCUGUUCACUUGUAGUAACUCUCUCUCCUCACAUUUUAGCUUAGUCAACUUGUACAAGACACUCAGAAAGAGAUUCAUAGAUCUCUGCAGAAGAGUCAGUCAAGUUGAUGGAAUUCCAAUGUUGCCUGUUUAAUAUGUAUCAGCUACUGCAGUAAAAAUGAAUGCAUUAUUAAUUGAAUAUGAAUCAUUUAUUAACCGCUUAAGAGGGAUCAGAGGAAAUGUUUAUAAUAAACAUAUACAAAUUGUU